Molecule: messenger RNA, 1577 nt
Organism: Cucurbita maxima (winter squash)
Lineage: Eukaryota; Viridiplantae; Streptophyta; Magnoliopsida; Cucurbitales; Cucurbitaceae
Product: E3 ubiquitin-protein ligase RDUF2-like
Exons: 1
Coding region: 83-1231 (382 amino acids)
Biological process (GO): protein ubiquitination
Cellular component (GO): cytoplasm
Molecular function (GO): ubiquitin protein ligase activity
Source: RefSeq, a predicted model, not a curated record
UCGGCUUCUUCGUUUCCACAAAGCACGAGUUUCCUUUUUUCCUGGUUCUUUCGAUUUCUUUGUUUCAGUUAGAUCUGAGGCGAUGUCUACCGGAACGGCGUCGUAUUGGUGUUACCGCUGCAAUCGCUUCGUUCGUGCUUGGGUUGAGGACACCAUCACUUGUCCUCACUGUGACGGAGGGUUUGUUGAAACGAUUGAAACCGCCUCUUCUCUCCCGGCGGCGGAUCUCCACCGUCGGCUCUCACCGUCUGCGAUUCACACCUUGGAUCAAGAUCAGUUUCCGACUUCUCGCUUGAGCUCUCGCCGUAGUCGCCGGAGACUUGGGGAACGGACGACCUUUAACCCUAUUGUUGUUGUUCGUGGUUCUGCGGAUGGCGGCGAUGUGGUCGGCGGCGGGGAUAGAAAUAGCUUCGAUAUUUACUACGACGAUGGUGCUGGGUCUGGCCUUCGUCCGGUGCCGGCGACCAUGUCGGAAUUUCUUAUGGGGACUGGAUUCGAUCGCUUGCUGGAGCAGUUGGCUCAACUGGAGAUCAACGGGUUAGGUAGAUCUGAAAAUCCGCCGGCGUCGAAAGCCGCUGUGGAAUCAAUGCCGACAAUCGAGAUUUUAGAAAGUCACGUUGGUUCCGAUUCGCACUGCGCCGUGUGUAAAGAGGCGUUUGAAAUCGGAACGGAAGCCCGUGAAAUGCCCUGUAAACACAUCUAUCACUCCGACUGCAUAAUCCCUUGGCUUUCCAUGAGAAAUUCCUGCCCAGUCUGCCGGCACGAGCUGCCAUCAGAACGUGAAUCUCCGGCCGGCGGGGUUUCAGAUCGGGUAGUUGACGAAGAAACCGUUGGGUUGACGAUCUGGAGGCUCCCAGGUGGUGGGUUCGCCGUCGGGCGAUUCUCUGGCGGGAGAUUAGCCGGAGAAAGAGACCCACCGGCCGUGUACACCGAAAUGGACGGUGGAUUCAAUGCAAACGGAGCUCCAAGAAGGGUGUCGUGGGGUUCAAGAAGAAGCAGGGGAAGAGAGAGCCGUGGGAUUGGACGAACAUUUCGUAAUAUCUUUUCCUUUUUUGGGAGAUUAAGAUCAUCAAAUUCAUCUUCUCCGGCGGUUUCAAAUGAAUCGGAGUCUGUCAGUAGAAGCCAUAGCCAUAGCCAUAGCCAUUCGGGUUCUUCAGUGUUCAACAGAUACUUGCGCCGGCAAAACAGAGCAUGGGCGUUGGAGAACCAGAGCGAUAACGAUCGAUGGUGAUAUUCUUUUUCACUCAACAAAAUACAAUUACUCUGCGUUGUAUUCUUUUUGAUCUGUUCAUUACAUUUAUUGAACAAUGCCUUCACAAAUCAAAUUAGAUCAUGUGUAUAUAUAUAUAUAUAUAUAGCUUUGGGCUUGGCAAAACAAUGAAUGCCUUUCUUUUUGCCAUUUAAGCUUUCUUUAUACUCAGUUUCUGAAACAGAUAUCAUCUUGAGUUGAUCUGCUAUGUCAAUUUGAAGCCAUUUUAGGUGUAAACUUACUUGAGCUUGGUUUUGGAUUGUACCCAAAAACAAUGGUGGGUUUACUUACUGUGAUAUCAAUCUGGAAGCCACUUCAGUUUCUGAAC